Nasonia vitripennis (jewel wasp) is the source of this 915-nucleotide messenger RNA. RefSeq lists its product as uncharacterized. NCBI's taxonomy places the organism in Eukaryota, Metazoa, Arthropoda, Insecta, Hymenoptera, Pteromalidae. Bases 247 to 759 code for a protein of 170 amino acids. The record is from RefSeq and is a predicted model, not a curated record. The transcript has 4 exons.
AACUGACAUCGUAAAAUGUUCGGCAGUCGCCUCACUCUCUGCACUUCUGCGGUGUGUGUCGGCCGUUUGUUUUGUUUUUAGGUUAGGAUUUCAGUAUCGUGCGCAGUGCCAGCCGCCACUUUUCAAAAGUCCCGCACAUCUAAAUCAUCUCCGCUGCUCAUCUCCGUUAUAAAUUUGCUGUGUAGCAGUCCUUAAAUAAUUAUAACUACAGGUAUACAUUUUUCGAUACAAUUUAAUAUAGAGACAAUGCAGAGAUCGUGUAAAACAUUCCCGACGGAAUAUCAGUAUGAAUUUACAAAGAAAAAAUCAAGGAAGUCCGAGCCCUUUCGACCUGCAGAAUCUUGGGAAUUAGUUGGGACGCCGGAAAACUCGAAAGAUUGCGAAGAAAAGGCGGAAAAACUUCUCAAAAAAUUUGCUCUAGAACGCUAUCAAACCGCCUACCAGCUGCACUACAACAAAAGUCCAGAUGAGAAAGAGGAGGAAGAGGAAAUCGACUUGGGAAACGAGCUGAUAACGUAUCUGAAAAAAUUGUACUACGAUCCGCAUACCGACAAGACUCUCAAACAAUCUUACACUACUGCAAGAGUGUUCGGUUACGUGAGUCCAGGAACCCUGCACGCUCAAUUGUCCACUUACCAGGACACUUACGGGCGCACCGGCGGAAAAGUCAUUUUGAAAAACGUCCAGAAAAUGAUUGCCGCCAAGCGUAGGCGAAUCAUCCAAUCUAAACUGCAGGCCAACGUGCAGUCUUCUCAUUAAUUUCUUCGUUUGCGCUAUACGGAUAUUUUUAAUUGGCCGAUAAUUGAUUAUUUCGCCGCAAGUAUAAGCAAGACCAUUCUUCAGCGAAUACAGAGAAUCGAAUCCCAUAAAGGACGCUUACAAGGAGUACUUGAACCUUCAGAAAAAGAAUGAACG